AUGCUGAGCUGGUAAAUGGGAUGAGCAGCAAUGAUCAGGCUGGAAUCUUGAUGGGACCCUUGUACUUGGGACCCUCAGAAACAAAGAUCCAUGCUUCCUCCCACAGGAACUGCUUUAGCUGCUCUGUGUCUUUAAGAGACUGACACUAUCCCACAAGUGAGACAUUAUAAAGGCAGGUAAUCAGCAGCACUUGGAUCAAAGAGCUGAGAGCAAGGCAGAGCACAGCAGCCUGCAUAAUGACGGGUCACCACUGCUGGGGAUAUGGGGAGGAUGACGGGCCUUCUGAAUGGUACAAGUCCUAUCCUAUUGCUCAGGGAGAUCGUCAGUCACCUAUUGAUAUAGAGUCCACAAAAGCAGUCUAUGACCCUCAUCUGAAGCCUCUCACCAUCUCCUAUGAAUUGAGUACAUCUCUUAGCAUCUCCAAUAAUGGCCACUCAGUCAUGGUAGAGUUUGAAGAUGCUGAUGACAAGACAGUGGUCAAAGGAGGGCCACUUGAAGGUUCCUAUCGGCUAAAGCAGUUUCAUUUUCAUUGGGGGCAGAAGCAGAGUCGGGGAUCAGAGCAUACAGUUGAUGGCAAACCUUUUCCUGGUGAGCUCCACUUAGUUCAUUGGAACGCCAGAAAAUAUGCAACAUUUGGAGAAGCAGCAGCAGCUCCAGAUGGCUUGGCAGUCGUCGGUGUUUUCUUGGAGACUGGAGAAGAACAUGGUCAUAUGAACAGACUCACUGAUGCCUUUUACAUGGUAAAAUUUAAAGGGACAAAAGCUCAGUUCAGAAGCUUCAAUCCAAAAUGCCUCCUGCCCUUCAGCCUAGAUUAUUGGACCUACCCUGGUUCUCUGACAACACCUCCUCUAAAUGAGAGUGUAACAUGGAUAGUGAUGAAAGAGCCUAUCAGGAUUUCUGAGAAACAGCUGGGGAAAUUCCGAACCCUUCUCUUCACCAGUGAGGAAGACCAGAAGAUCCAGAUGGUGAAUAAUUUUCGCCUCCCUCAGCCUCUGAAGGAGAGAACAAUUCGAGCUUCCUUCAAGGCUUGAAAAAGAAAAUUAAUAUUGAGCCUCAGCAAUCGAAGUGCUUCCAUGUUCAAAAAACCAGAAAAGACCUGUGGUCUUCAGAUAUUACUGUAUCAUUCCCUGGCCACCUCACGUUUUAGUGCAGAAAAACAAAUCAGUACCUCUUGGUUUAACACUUUACAUGGGCCAGAUUUAUUCUUUUAAAAAAUAUCAUGGGAUCUUGUUUACUAAUAAAAGGACAUUUUUAAGAAACUGGGAUAUUUUAGUAAUCCCAGGUGCUCUCCAGAAGAAUGGUGUGAUGAAAUUCUACAGAAUUAUUAAAUGCAAUUUUAUGUUUUUAACUGAGUAUUUUAGAAUGAGAAAUUGCUUGUGAUGGGCAAAACUUUUAAUAAUAGAGCUGUUAUCAACUACUGUAGAAAAGCCACUAAGCUAUGAUAGGAAAAGUUCAGUAACAGUCAUGUGCUGUAAUGACAAGGAAAUCAGAUGCUUCUGCCUUCCUUCCACUGAUUUCCUUUGGAAUCUGUCCUAUUUGUCCAAUUACUCUCAUUCUGAAAAUUUCCUGAUCAUAUUUUCAUUGACUACUGUCGCCUUUUCACAUCUCUGAGCAGAAAGACUAAACCAGUAGCAGUAAGAAUUAUGUCAUUUUCUCCAUUCAUUUCAGGUGGGCAUGAAUUUCACGACUCCUAAAUAUUUGGAUGUUAUGAUGUUGUUAGCUUAUGUCAUGUUAUAAAUGUACUCAGCACCCCACGAGCAAACCAUUUCACUGCAGAUCACUGCAUCAAGCAUUUUUCCAAAGCCCUCGGACCAUGGGGACAUACCUAGUGCCCUAUGUUUAAUUCAGUCAGAAGGAGUUUCCUUAUCAAGUCAGGCAAAUUUGUAGCAAUUUUUGUAGCAUAUAGGAUGGUAAUCCUAUGGCCUGUUCAAAUUCUACCUCAGGGAAGUGCAUUCCCCUGAAAUGUGGUUUCCUUCAUUUCUUGCCCUGAAGUAUGUGGUGGUGGGGUGCAUUGUGAAGCAGAUGCUCCAUUCCACUCUGGGGGCUCACCUUAGUAUAAUUAAUUGACUUCAAUGGAGUUGCACCUGACUAGACCUGGGGUGCGAAUCAGCCCCUAGAUGUGGCUGCAUUCUAGAGAUAAGGACUCCAAAUCACUGAGACGCUUCAACACUGAGCACUUUUACCUCCUCAGAAUACAGGUACCCUAAAUGAGCCAAAUAUAAAUAGGAUCUGAAUUUCUGCCACUUUGCUGGCAAAAAUCUCAAGGGACAUGUUUUGCCUCUACUAAUGUAAAUGGUGCUGAAGUUAGCUGCAGCAGACAUCUGUGCAUUCCAGUUAGUCACCAACAAUGUCCAACCCUAUUCUAAACAGCCGAUGCAAUUUGUGUAGAAGUGAUACAACCAAAUUGUUCUCUCAAAUCUCAUUUCUUCAAGUUAGGCUGCUCGUCACUUCCCUCCUAUUUUGAAACAAGUUGUACAGCAUAAGAGAAGCAGAGAAAAGAAAAGGGAGAUGUUGGUUCCUGCGCAAAUCUCUGUAAAAAGAGAGGGAAGCUGGUAUUGUGGUUGAAGCACAGGGCUGAGAGCAAGGAGAUCAGGGCUCUUUUGUAGGCUUCCCAUACAGCUUGUAUAUUCACUAGAACUCUCCAUCCUUCCAUGUCCUCAUCUGUAAAAUGGGGAUAAUAACACUUACCUACCUCACAGGGAUGUUGUGAAGACUAAUUCAGCAAUGGUUAGAAAGUGUUUUGAAUGACUUAGCUGGAAGCUGCUAGAGAAGAGGGAAAUAAUUAUAAAUUGCAAUGCACUGGCCAUAAUUAAUUGUAACUUGUGCAGCUAGUUAUGCAAGCUGCUAGUACAGAAGGCAGGAUAUUCUUUAUGCGGUAUUUUCAAUGUAUUUGACAAAGUAGAUAAAUUGCUGUUUUUUAAAUCAAAUGUGGGUAUUGUGUGUUGUCUUGCUCGAUCUCUCUCUUCAGCAGGUCUACUCUUAUGCUGCAUUAGAGGGAAAAACUUCCUGUGGCUGUAUCUUGCUUUCUCUAUGACUCCCUUUCACCACUAUCACAGGAGGGAGGUCAGGGUGGCACCAUCAUAGAGAAAUGUAGUUUUGUUGUCUUGUCCACUACUGUCUGGAGCAAGUCAAUAAUGGAUUAAGGGAGAUUCCAAACUACUUACUGACUUAAGUGUUCUGCAGUCCAAAUAGGGUCCUGAAAUAUCACGUAAUGAAACAGUGCAAAAUUGGAUUAUAAACAAUGCACUUGGGCAGACAGCUCUCUAGAACCUCUAUUAUUUCUUCCCCGAAAAACCUGUGCUCAUCUUCC
Messenger RNA from Alligator mississippiensis (American alligator), 3310 nucleotides. RefSeq names its product carbonic anhydrase 7 (gene CA7). Gene Ontology annotation, biological process: regulation of intracellular pH. Gene Ontology annotation, molecular function: zinc ion binding; carbonate dehydratase activity. The coding region runs from base 237 to 1031 and encodes 264 amino acids. The transcript has 7 exons. NCBI's taxonomy places the organism in Eukaryota, Metazoa, Chordata, Crocodylia, Alligatoridae. The record is from RefSeq and is a predicted model, not a curated record. Gene Ontology annotation, cellular component: cytoplasm.